AUGCGCCGCGGCUACGCCGCGACGCCCCCAGGACGCUGGUCGCUGGUCGCAGCUCUACCGCGUUUAGAUAGAGCCUGGCUCCAAUGUGGCGAGCGGAACGUGUGGGAACGUUCUGUCUUUACACCUGGAGGCACGCAAAUUCUUCCCUUGGCAUAUGCUCUGAUGGAGUCACGUACUGAAAUGGCUUACCGUGAUCUUUUCACUUUUGUGAGGCGUGUCGUUCCAGAGCUUGACCCUGACUACUUCAUGACCGACUUUGAGGUGGCCCAGCAGAAUGCCAUUUCUGAAGUAUUCCCUCGGGUCCGCCUAAGUGGUUGCCUGUGGCAUUUCUCACGUGCAAUAUGCCGCAACGUUAGAGCUCUUGGGUUGCACGAUUUAGUUAGAGAUAGUGAUAAUGCUAGGAGGGUUGUUCGACUUUGUCUCGCUAUACCACUGGCCCCACCAGGUCAGCUCUACGAUGCACUGAAUACAGUGGUGAUAGAAGCCCGAAGACUGAACCUGCAUGACCGUUUCGUGGACCUGUUCAACUACCUACGUGCUACUUGGCUCGAAGGCAUAGGACAGAGAAUCCUGUGUGUCUUCGGAGUUAGACACCGCACCAACAACGUUGCAGAGGCGCACCACCUCAACCUAAACUCGAGGAUCGUCCGAAGACCUAAUGUGUGGCGGUUCAUUGAAAUGCUUCGUGAGAUGGAGGACAUUGCCUGGAGGAACCUGGGGGCGUCUGGAGACUGGCCUGGCACCAAGUCGUGCUAG
Molecule: messenger RNA, 756 nt
Organism: Frankliniella occidentalis (western flower thrips)
Lineage: Eukaryota; Metazoa; Arthropoda; Insecta; Thysanoptera; Thripidae
Exons: 3
Coding region: 1-756 (251 amino acids)
Source: RefSeq, a predicted model, not a curated record